Ceratotherium simum simum (southern white rhinoceros) is the source of this 1731-nucleotide messenger RNA. It is a transcript of the gene STX19, whose product is annotated as syntaxin 19. Gene Ontology annotation, cellular component: SNARE complex; endomembrane system; presynaptic active zone membrane. Gene Ontology annotation, molecular function: SNARE binding; SNAP receptor activity. Lineage: Eukaryota; Metazoa; Chordata; Mammalia; Perissodactyla; Rhinocerotidae. Gene Ontology annotation, biological process: intracellular protein transport; exocytosis; synaptic vesicle fusion to presynaptic active zone membrane. The record is from RefSeq and is a predicted model, not a curated record.
CUGGAGCCACAGAGCCAGAGCCAACACUCUCUGAGGCGGUUUACCAAGGACUUCCUGUUAGCAACCAGCUCCAAGGAAAAGGACCUCCCUUUAAUCUAACCGGCAGUGGACAGGCAGAACCGGAUUCUCCAGGUGUGAAGUAAGCAGUCUCUCCUCCUCAUUUGAUAUUAACAGCAAAAGGUGAACUUUAUCUCCAAAUUAUUUGACUUCAUUAUUUGGCUUUCAAUUAAGUUAACCAUAUGAAAAUUGUACGGAAAUUAGCCUGUGAACUAUAAGGCAGUGACUUAAAUAAUUUGAUCAAAACCUCACAGAUGAUACUCAGUUUUUCUCUCAAAGGCAGGACGGCAACACCACAGGUGAAAAGCAACCUAAAGAACAAGACACAGGAGGAAAGGGAAGAUGAAAGACCGACUUCAAGAACUAAAGCAACGAACAAAGGAGGUGGAACUCUCUAGAGACAGGCAUGUGUCGACUACAGAAGCAAAGGAGCAAGGGGUGUUUCUGCAGCAAGCUGUUAUUUAUGAAAGAGAGCCUGUAGCUGAGAGACACCUACGUGAGAUCCAAACACUACAGGAGAGUAUUAACAGUUUUACAAACGAUGUUCAAAAAUUUGGGCAGCAACAGAAAAGUCUUGUGGCUUCAAUGAGAAGGUUUAGUCUGCUUAAGAGAGAGUCUAGCAUUACAAAGGAGAUAAAAAUCCAAGCUGAACACAUUAACAGAGGUUUGGAUGAUUUAGUAAAAGAAGUUAAAAAGUCAGAGACUGAAAACGGUCCAUCAGCAGUGGUCACAAGGAUACUGAAAUCUCAGCACGCUGCGAUGUUCCGCCAUUUUCAGCAAACCAUGUUUGUAUACAAUGACACUGUAGCAGCAAAGCAAGAGAAGUGCAAGACGUUUAUUUUUCGUCAGCUCGAAGUGGCUGGAAAAGAAGUGCCUGAAGAAGAAGUAAACGCUAUGCUUCAUCAAGGAAAAUGGGAAGUGUUUAAUGAAAGCUUACUUACAGAAAUUAACAUCACUAAAGCACAACUGUCAGAGAUAGAACAGAGACACAAGGAGCUUGUCAGUUUGGAGAACCAAAUAAAGGAUCUAAGGGACCUUUUCAUUCAGAUAUCUCUUUUAGUAGAGGAACAAGGAGAAAGCAUCAACAAUAUUGAAAUGACAGUGAACAGUACAAAAGAAUAUGUUAACACUACUAAAGAGAAAUUUGGACGAGCGGUAAGAUACAAAAAAAGAAAUCCUUGCAGGGUAUUGUGUUGUUGGUGUUGUCCAUGCUGUGGCUCAAAAUAAAGAAGCUACUUUAAAAAACUUUCUGGCUUUAGAAUGAAGAAUGGCCCAUAUUUCAGUGUCCUGUAUUGUUCUUCUUCAUUUCACAGAUCCAUUCACAUACCUCCUAUCACUAUUAACUCAUAAUUUUCCCCAUUAGUCCUUACCCACUAGAAUUACAGAAACUUCUGAGGCUAGUGACAUGAAACAAGUCUUCAUUUAUUAAACCAAAAACAGUAUAGUUAGCUUUAAACUCACAGGUUAACUAUUGAAAAUGAAGUGAAUGAUCUUAAGUUUCUGGUCAGGUAUCAAGCUCUAUUCUAUAUUUUUGUAACUUCCAAUGCCUUAACAAGAUGAAUGUCAUUAAGUGAUAACUACUUAAACAACCCUUUUGGUUCAUUUAAGAGGAUUUUGGUAGUUAAUAAUUGGAUAAAAUAAGACCUCCAGGGGUGCUAUAUUAAAGCAAAAUCU